Molecule: messenger RNA, 6300 nt
Organism: Orbicella faveolata
Lineage: Eukaryota; Metazoa; Cnidaria; Anthozoa; Scleractinia; Merulinidae
Product: fibronectin type-III domain-containing protein 3A-like
Molecular function (GO): protein binding
Source: RefSeq, a predicted model, not a curated record
GAAGAUAUUCCUUGUGGCCAGCGGCAGUUAAAAGCGACGAAAACAAAAAAAGACUACGUGGAAGUUAAUGGUGAGAAGCAGCUGUUACUGAGAAAUUUACGUUAAAACACCACUUUUCCUUUUCCUUAGGAUUACAAGAAUAGUGACAAUAGUUAAAUUGACGUUCGAGGCCGGAGUCUUGUUGUUAUGAGGGAUUUUAUAUUGCUCAACCGCGCCGAGACAGCGUCCAUUUGAAAGGUGCUUUUCAGAUUUUUCACGCGCCGCAGUGGACUACAGAAGAAAUAGUUUCAUUUCGCGAUUGCCUUUGAGGACAAGGCUUUAAACGGGUAUAUUCUAUGUUGUAAUGUCGGCAGACUUGAAGAAAAUGCCCUCAAAAGAAGAAGUGGGGGGAAGCAAGAUCGAGCUUCGGACUUCAUCUGGUACGGUAAUUUGUCUGAAUUUCUCUGAAAAAGACCAAGUACUUCCGAAGAUUGUUCGACUGGUCGACCCAGAAACAGAUCACGCGGUUGUGUUUCGGUCGGAAGAUGGAGUCUAUCACGAACUAGAUUCGGACUGUGCGUCGAAUCUGCAAGAAUUGCAACAAAUAAACCAUUGUCACCAUUGCAACUGCGGUGAUGGAAACGAACAAUCUGCAAACGCGAAUGCCGACGUCCGGAAGAACGACGAGAGGCUCGAAAAACAGCGGGAAAAACUGCAGAAGAAACUGCGGGAAAGAAAGGCGAGCAACCAAGAUGACGAAAACUGUAAUGGCCAUUGCCAUCAAGUUAUUCAACUGCCGAUCCAAGGACUAAAACAGUAUGUACGAGUUAAUUCAGCUGGCUGUAUGAAUGGAGAGAGCAAAAUGAACUCUUCUAAAGAUGAUUCUACAUCGGACUCAAAGCCAGCUAAAGAGAAAAGUAUGUCGGAAGAGCUGAAGAUUCAAAAGGCACCUGAGAUUGAAGUUUUAAACUGCUCAACAGUGAAAGUGUCGUGGGCAGGGCAAGUUAGUAACAACAGUCAUCUUACUGGAUGCAGUUUUGACCUGCAAAUGUUCUCCAAGGCAUCACCUUAUAAUUCAAUUUACAGUGGUUCGUCUAAGGAGUUUAUUGUUAAAGAACUCAGACCUGGAACUCAGUACAAGUUCAGAUUACAAGCUAAGAAGGAUGAUGAUGAGGGAGAAUUUUCUCCAGAAGUUACCUGUGAUAUGCCGUGUUCUGUACCCUCCACACCUAAUCAGCCUCAUCUUGGAAGCAAGACAAAAACCAGCUUCACAGUCAAGUGGACGGCACCAUCGGAUAAUGGCUCUCCAAUCACAUUGUACAGACUGGAAUGGAAUAAGGGUGAAAAGGGUGGCCCAUACACAGAGGCCUACUGUGGGCCCCAGAGACAGUUCAAACUGACACAUAAGCUCCCUCCUGCCACGCCCUGUUCAUUCAGACUGCAGGCGGUGAACAGCAUAGGAGCAAGUAAAUUCAGCAAAGAGUUAAAGUGCAUAACCAGUGCAGGAGCACCAUCAGCACCCUCAUCUCCCAAGCUAGACAAGGCAGGCGUCAACUUCAUUAGUCUGUCAUGGAGUAAACCAGAAUCCAAAGGAGCUGAGAUCUCAGAGUAUUUAUUGGAAAUGGAAGAUGAUACUACGGGCUAUGGGUUCCGUGUGGUGUAUCGAGGAAUAGAAAACUCUUGUGUGAUCGAUAAACUACAGAGAAAUACUUGCUACAAGUUCAGGCUGCUGGCAUCUAAUUCACAAGGAAAGAGCAAAUGGAGUGAUACUGUGAUGUUUGACACUUGCCCUGAAAGACCAGGUCAGCCAUCACCUCCUGUGCUCGAAGGAAAAGUUCGAUCUUCAGGAUUUACUGUGUCAUGGGAUCCACCAUCAGAUACCGGAGGGUCAGAGAUCACAGCUCACAUAUUAGAAGCGGAUGACGGCAAAGGAGGGCAGUUUGUUGAGGUGUAUAGAGGACUGGACCGCGAGUACACUUUUACUGGCUUGUCUCCUGGGCACUUGUACAGAAUCCGUUUCGCAGCACUUAGUGAUGGGGGCAUCAGUGAGUGGUCCAAAGUGAAGAAAAUCAAGACAUCAGCAGUCAUACCCGGCCAAGCCAACCCACCAGUCUUAUCAAAGAAUCACAAACCUCAACCCAAUACCCUGGAUCUUCGUUGGGAUCCACCCAGCUAUGAUGGUGGUGCCGCGAUAUCAGGCUACAUCAUGGAAAUGGAGAACCCUGUAACAAAAGAGUUCAAGGAAAUUCACCAUCUUAUGGACAAUGUGUGUACAGUAAGUGGGCUUCUGCCUGGAAGGACUUACUCCUUCAGAGUGAAAGCAAUAAAUGAGGCUGGGGUCGGCAAGGUAUCAACGGUGUCGCACAUCACUACAGCUCCAGGUCCCCCCGAUGCUCCGAGAGCGCCUGACACUUUGUGCCGCUCAGCUGCUGCUAUCAUUGUUUCUUGGGAGGUGAGUUCCCGGNUCUGGAGCGCGGUUAGUACUUGUCAAACCCCAGCUGCCUCGCCUUCCGCCGUGACGUCAAUAAAAGUGGUACAACAGUCUUCCUCUCAUGUGCGUCUGCGCUGGCGACAUCCGGGAAACAAUGGCGCAGAAAUUACGUCAUAUAACGUGGAAGUGGCGGGUUGCAAGAACAUCAGUUUUGACGUGAACACCGGCGAGGGAUCUGAAACCGAGGAAGAAACGCCUGUCAUACAGGAGUAUGACAUCACUGAACUUCAGCCCAACACUCUUUACAGAAUACGUGUACAAGCCGUGAACAAAAUAGGUUGCGGUCCAUUUAGUUCUACCGUAUUCGCGACCACUGGUGACCUGCCCCCGCCAGCUCCUUUGUUGGAAUUAGCCACGCCCUCGUACCAGAGUCUGAAACUUAGGUGGACGUCAUCACGUGGCACAGGCGGGAAGACCGGCGCGGCUGGCAUGACGUAUACACUUGAAAUGUUGGACAAAAAUGGAAGCUUUGUUACUGUGUUUAACGGCCCCACCACUUCGCACAAGGUUGGCAAACUUCAGGAGAGGACUGAGUACCAGUUCCGUAUCCAGGCGAGCAAUGACGCAGGGCCUGGGCCCUUCUCUGAUGUGGUGUCUUUUGUAACCACAGCACAACCACCUAACACAAUCAAAGGUCUGACAGCAGAAAACACGACGCCUUCUUCACUGUCUGUCAGCUGGGACCCGGUACAAACCGUAAAGAGGGGAGAACAAAUUGAGUAUUUAUUGCAAAGUCAGUGUGUUGGAAAGGACCAAGAUUUUGUACAGGUUUAUCAGGGACCUAACACAAAGUUCGAAUACGACUCGCUCCCAGCGUCCACUGAGGUUCGCUUCCGCGUCUGCGCAGUACGAUUAAUGAACGUUCCAAGCGGGUCCCCAGGCCCCAUCAAGGGCGUCUUUUCGCCGGUGACGUCAGCAAGGACUACGACGCCGAAGAAGAAGAAGAAGAAGAUUUCCGAGAGUAGUGCGGACGGUGACGACCAAGCAAUGGACGUCAAGGAGACAAGAAGGGUAUCACUGACUGAUAAACAGUGGGCCAUGAUUUUCUUUUCAGGGUUCUCCUUGCUUGUGGUUGCUGUAAUUCUCCUGCUACCUUGUUUGUUCGGGGUUUCGGAUUAGUUGACCCUUUCACUCCCAAGAGUGCCAUUGUUCAAAAUUUAAAAAAAAAGGAAAAAAAUUCAAAUUUCAUCUUGUGAAAUAUUGAACGGUAGCUGACGAAAGUUCUGCUCGAGAGCUUUCAUUUGAAUGGUCGUACACCAGAAUUUAAAAGUUAGAAAGACCUUUUCGCAGGCUACCUUUCGUUUUGCUCCUAAGAGAGUACCAAACUUCAAGAAAAAAGAAGAGCAGAGUCCCAAGUUUAGUGUUGAACAAGAGCACACGAAAGUUCGGCUUAAGAGCUUUCAUUUGAAUGGUUGCACACUAGGAUUUCAACCGCAGACUUAAAAGCUCAACCACCUUGUUCAGCAAUAAUAAGUAUUGCUACAUGCAGUACUACUACGAAAGUUCGGCUUAAGAGCUUUCAUUUGAAUGGUUGCACACUAGGAUUUCAACCGCAGACUUAAAAGCUCAACCACCUUGUUCAGCAAUAAUAAGUAUUGCUACAUGCAGUACUACUGGAUGGCUGAGUGGUGACACGAUAAGGUUUCAGUCAGACUCAAACGUUAGAACUACUUUGUACAACACUUUGAACAGUACCAGCUGAGAGUACUGCUCACACAUCAGGGUUUCAGUCACAUAUGUAAAAAUUGGAACCAAGUUAAUACAUUUUGGCUCUCGGAGAGAAAUGUAUAUGGAGAAAAACUCUGUGAUACUUUAGGGUUAGGGUUAGUGUUAGCUUUUGUUCGAGUUUCAAUCUUAGAUUUUGACUCCCUUGACACAACAUAUUAAGUUAUAAAUAUUUUUCUUGGGCAAACUAGUUGGUUCCUACCGGGAUAGUCACACACUGGGGUUUCAUCCACAGACUUUGUACCUUGUACGACCCGAUAAAAUUUCCAAAUUAAGGUUUUAUCUACAUAUGUAGACUUUAUAACCGCAUCAGUUUUGGCAUCAAGGUUUGGCUCUCGGGUAGAAAUGGUCGAUUCGGUGAUAAUUAACCUUUUAACUCGCGCUUAAAGCUUAAAACUUGACUCACCUGACUUGACAUAUUAAGUUAUAGAUAUUUUUGGUGCUUAAACUUUGGAGGUGGGGGAGGAGUAAAGAGAUAGCCUUUAGAUGUGUUUUAAGAGGUGUAAUUUAUUAUCUAAUUGUUAUAAGAAAAAACCCCGACGAAUUGUUAACGAUUUAACUAUUAAUUAAUUAUCAACGUUCCUGUUAACUCCUGACGUUGGUUACAUUCGUGGAUUAAGAAAGAGUAAAGAACAUGUACAAUGAAUCAAGUGCUAGUCACGUUUCGGUGGUCACGCAACACGUCUUUUAGCUUGCGUGACAACCCUGGGAAGUGAAGUAUCGAAAUAAGUUAACCGAGCUCCAAAGCUAAGAGCUGUUGUUAAUCUCGUGAGUAUAAUCGGAUGUUGAAUAGCCUGGUAGCCUUAAAUAGUUAUAUUCUUGAACCAAACGCUCUAAUAAUCAACAAUUUUGUCUUUAAACAUUAGUAGCAUGUAUGCGUUUGAUAUAGACAGACAAGUGCUAAAACCUCUAAAUGGUGAUGUUACUUUCCGUUGCUAAGCAACUUUGUAACCAAGAAACAAAAAAUUUCCGGCCUAAGACGCCGACCUUUUGUUUUGGAACACAGCAUGCAAGACAAGUUAGGUGUUUGAUGUAAAGUAUGAUCUUUUCUGAACCAACUGUACUCCCAGUUACUCCAAGAAAUAUCUUCGUCUCGUUGCGUUGGAUUUCGAAAUGCAGGCAGUUAACCGUUGGAAGUAGAUCUUGGGAAAUUCAAGGACAAUUUGCCCUUAUUUACAAGUCAACCUGAACGUUUCACGAUUAUUCCCAAGUGUGUUGGUCUGGUAUUCUGUAAUGAAAGGACAAGGGUGGGAAUUUAAGAACAAGUGCGUCCACGUGACGGCUGGGUUUGCAGCACGCGGGGAUCGUGCAUUUUCAGAUUUGUUCUUGCUGUUCUUGUUAGUGUUGUUGUUUCUUAAUCUAUCGCUUAUCUCAACAAGGUCGUUUUAAUAUCUGCCUCCAAACUUGAGGCUCAGUGGCAGUUGCGUUAGUAAGGAGUUAUUGCUAAAAUAGCGUCGUUAGUCGUAAUGCGUGCCUAUAGUGCAGUUCUGUAAAAGUACUGCAGAGAAACCAUAGACACCGUUUGCAUAACAGACGCUUUAAUUUGAAUGACGACACUUAAUACAUCCCUAGGCUUUUCACAUGAAAAGGCUAGGGAUGUAUAAGUAUUGUUAUUCAAAUUAAAGCGCCUUUUAUGCAAAGGUCUAUUGAUUAAAACACGCAUGACCGACCGAGGCACAAGUUUCCAAAAAUUCUUUUUCUUUUUCAGUCUAUUAACAGUCCUACUUUACUGAAGAUAGUUUAGCGUUGACAGACGAAUGAACUGAUUGAUUGUUUCAAAUUUCAAAAUAGAGAACGUUAGUAAGCUUAUCGCUAUGCAAAGUGUGUUUAAUCUGUGCUCAGUGACAUAAUUUAGUUUAAAAAGUAAUUUGAAAGAUGUCGGAAUAGGGUGUCGAUGAAGGGUUUAAAUCGUGAGGUGUUAGAGUGUAUUGAAAAUGCAUUUCGAAGAAGAGAUAUAUUUAUUUUUAAAGAUUAAUACACUAAAAUAAUGACUAGUUUAAUUGUACAGAGAUUCUCCAACUAUUUAACGUGAUACCCUGCACUUUGAUCUGUGUUAGUAGUACUACACAAUAAACAAAACUAGUACAGUUGAGUUAAUGAAUUAA